Penicillium bovifimosum is the source of this 2043-nucleotide messenger RNA. RefSeq lists its product as uncharacterized. NCBI's taxonomy places the organism in Eukaryota, Fungi, Ascomycota, Eurotiomycetes, Eurotiales, Aspergillaceae. The coding region runs from base 1 to 2043 and encodes 680 amino acids. The record is from RefSeq and is a predicted model, not a curated record. The transcript has a single exon.
AUGCUCUCAGACAACGAGCAUCUUCAGCCUACCCAAUUGCAACUGGAUAUCGCAACAAAUCAAGCUCGAACCUAUUGGCAUCAGCUUGCCGAGAAGGUUAUUGCGAACCAAGGCGGAGUCCAUCUUGGAGCAAGUGUUUUACAGAACCUGCUAUGCAGAGUCCCUUCGAUACCUACUCAGCCCCUGGCCAUUAACGAGAUACUCUCCUCCGAUGGCGCCACGAAAUCAGUUCUGGCUCCUGCGUUAUCAACAAUGCACGUGGUUGAGCCGGGAUGCGAAGUCGGAGGCAAGUCUAAGGAAAAUCGAGCAACGGUCUUGAUAGGCAUCCAGACGCCAACCUCCUGUCAGUUUACUGGAGACACCUUCCGUCAAUGGCGAACGACGGGAACUGCCAAGCCAUAUUCUUCAAACUACAUCGGGAUCUUGUCUCUUGCUUGGUCCUAUAUUCUCUCCGCACGUUUGUUGGAACUUCAAAACCAAGAUGGAGCUGAGCUUGUUUACACUAGCUCAACGGCAAGAGCUCGCAGGAUCGAUGUCGUGGGUACAGACGAGUCAAAGCGUCCAGGCUCGCAAGUGAUUGAAGUUGAUAUCGGGGAGGUCGAUAUCAACGUUGCUCGAUGGUGGAUGGCCAUUCUAGCCCCCAGCCAAGGGUGGAAGGCAGUCUUCACCAAAAGAAAUGAUGAUGUCUAUCUGGCACCUUGGUCAAUUGACUUGGGAGCGGAGGCAUUAUUCGGAGUCAUAUGGCAAGCCAUAGGGCCUUCUGCGCCAGACUUCGUCGAAUGUUUCCCACUUUCCUCCCAAGAGGCCUUGACGGCUCUGUCUGAUUUCUGCUUGUUAUAUGGCCUUGGAGAUCAGUAUUUUGCCGCUUUUGCAGCAGCAUUGACAUAUCCGACACACAAAUAUUACGACCAAGGGAUCGAGUUACCGUCGCCAACCAUUGCACUUGACAAAAUGGAAACCACGCCGGACAAAGCAAUGAGGAACGAAUAUCUCGCACUUGGUGAAGACCUUGCCUAUCAUAUGGCCCUGAGUUGCAACCCUAAUGUCGUGAUGUCAAGUCUUUCUGGAUCUUUCUGGGAGCCUGGUAUCCCCUGCAACCUUGUUAGUCCUUGGCUGCAUCCUGUUAUGGAAGAACUGCCAAAGAGAUCUGGAUUAGCAGAGGGACCAACUCGGUACAUUGAAUUGAUCACUUUAAUGUGCGGAACCCGUCGUCCGAACCUGUUUGCUCUUUGGAUAGGAGCUGCAUUAAGUGGGCUUGUGCCCAAGGUCAUUAAUCUUGCCAAAUCUGGAACGCCUCCUCUCGACCCAAUUGGAUUUGCGUGGACUGCCUCAGUGCAGAGCUUUAUGGAUGUUGCAGGCUCAGGACCGUAUUUUGAUUGUGAUGCGUACGGGGAAUCCACAAUCAAAAGAGAAGAUGCUUGGAGACUUUUGUAUCUUCCUGUUCCGGAAGAUGAUGGGCUAUAUUAUAAUAGUCUCCCAUUUUCUCCUUGGCCCCCCGUAGGGCAAAUGAAGGAGAAAAACUGUGCUUUACGGGUCCGAACGCAUAAAAAUUGCCCAAGGCACUCUCUGACCUAUCGUGACUGGAGAUGGCAACUCCGGGAUGGUACAAACUUACACGACAGAGGUUUUCGGCUCCAAAGCAAUAGCAUUUUGCAGCGAGAUCAGUCUGACAUGUCGCCCAUAAAUCCCGGAUGUCAUCCACAGUCACAAACUCCUCUUUCUCCAACGCUGACUGCGUCACGUGAAGCCUCGUUUGAAAUCUUUCGGUGGGUGUUGGCAAACCAUGAAGGAAAGCCACACUCUGAACCUAUAUAUGAUGACGACUGGAUAGCGGGCUGCGAAAACACGGACGGUUCGCUUGCAGAAGAAGAGAGCAUUGCCGACAGUGACUCUGGCGUACCAGAUGUGAAUUCUUCGGAUGUCUGCAAUGGAUUGUCGUCCGCUCCACGAGGAAGUCGCAUAAUGCAAUGGGUCGAUAAUAUUCCUAGCACAGAUCAUUAUCCAAGCCGAUUACCCUCCCAAGAGAAUGGGCGAGAUCUUUGA